Molecule: messenger RNA, 1005 nt
Organism: Aspergillus mulundensis
Lineage: Eukaryota; Fungi; Ascomycota; Eurotiomycetes; Eurotiales; Aspergillaceae
Product: Zn(II)2Cys6 transcription factor domain-containing protein
Exons: 4
Coding region: 1-1005 (334 amino acids)
Biological process (GO): positive regulation of transcription by RNA polymerase II
Cellular component (GO): nucleus
Molecular function (GO): zinc ion binding; sequence-specific DNA binding; DNA-binding transcription factor activity, RNA polymerase II-specific
Source: RefSeq, a predicted model, not a curated record
AUGGACUCGUCCUCGUAUCCGGCCUCCAAAAGACCGCCCAAGUUGCGAGCGGCGUGUAAUGAGUGCCAUGCGGCCAAGGUCCGCUGCUCCGGCGAGAAGACGGGCUGCCAGCGCUGCUCGAAUCUCCGCCUGAAAUGUGCCUUUUCCAUCUCGCGCAUCGGCAAGGUCCCUGGGAAACGCAGCAAAGCCAACCGCGGCCCUGCCACGGCCUCGACCUCCUCGUCCGCCUCCCUCUCAACCUCCUCCUCCUCCCUCUCCACCCCCAUCAUGACUCCCCCCAUCCUAACAACAGCCCACUCGUUCGAGAGCCCGCGGACCUACGACGGACGCAGCCACGUCCCCAUCCCCGCAUACUCCUACCCCCAGGACUACGCGAGCGCGACCGGCCUCCCGCUCGCCAGCGAAUCAACCUACGCCCACUCCUCCCCAAUCUACCCAACCCAAUCCCACCCAGAAGACAUGUCAAGCCUGAACAACCUCUGCUGGACCUCAGAGCUGGACCCCCUAAGCGGCGGCCUCCUAAGCCCAGACUGGGAAAUCGACGGCGACGACUCCCUCCCAUCAGCGUCCGCAUCAGCAUCAUCCCACCCACGCACAGGGGCAAACACAACCCUCCCAACCUACCCGGACUUCGCCUCCGACGGCACCGGCACAGGCACAGGCACCGGCACAAGCACAAGCCGGAACCCAUCGAGCUCGCGGACAGGCGCCUACGCCUCACCGGCCGAGAGCCUCCCACCGGCGCAACCACACGAUCCGGUUCGCGACGCAGAGCCGGUCGCCGAGCGAGAGCCAGCCGCUGAUGCUGCUGGACUCGAUCCUCCCGGCGUGCCAGCGGUACCUGACAACCCUCCUCCAAAUCACCGACAGCCCGGCCUUCACGCACACCUACAACGAGGAGCACCUGCUGUUCUCCGUGGCGCUGGACAAGAUCGCGUUCCUGUUUGGGCUGGGCUAUGCGGAUUUCCGACACCGGGUCGAUGUGUACGAGGGCCUUGGGGUUAG